Molecule: messenger RNA, 2619 nt
Organism: Brassica napus (rape)
Lineage: Eukaryota; Viridiplantae; Streptophyta; Magnoliopsida; Brassicales; Brassicaceae
Exons: 3
Coding region: 249-2357 (702 amino acids)
Source: RefSeq, a predicted model, not a curated record
AAAAAUUGAUUGAGCAGAUUUCUACAUUUUGAAUAACUAUUUUUUUAGUAUUCCUCCAACGGUCAAAAAAGUCCAAAGCCGUCGUUUAAAAUCAUAAGAUCCGUCUUUCCAAGUAGCCGUUACGAUUCACUUUCCACAAUCUCUCCCUCUUCCAAAAUCCUCAGAUCUGUCGUGCUUGAGAACUUGCGGUUUCUUGGUCGGUCUAAUUCUUUACUUGAACGAACAAGAAAAAGAUCUCUCAUCAUCUCAUGGCUUCUCCUCCUAUCCCAAACAGACCAAACCCUAAACCCAGAAACUCCGAGGCCGGUGAUCCUUUGCGCCGGAGUUUCGGAGGCAACCCUUUUCCGGUCAACUCUAAAGUCAACGUCCCCUCAGAUGUUUCUCGGAGGAAAUCUUUUGGGGGCAGAGACUUUAGCGACAAAGAGAACGAGACCAAAGCCCCUCCAACUCCAAAAGGUUCCAAGAACUUCAUGUCCCCAACAAUCUCUGCUGUUUCCAAAAUCAACCCAUCUCCAAGGAAGCGAGUCUUGUCUGAUAAAAACCAAGUCACUCGAUCCUUGUCUGACGUGAAGGGCCUAACCUUUGAGGAGGACACCAAAAGCCAUCACUCAUGUGUUUCAUUUUCAGCUGAAAAGAAGCCGUUUGAGCGACCACAUGACAUGACUGUCACUGAUUUCGAUGAGGACAAGGGGAUUGUUUAUUCUGAUCCAAGGUUCAGGAUUAGCCCUCGCCCUUCUGUUCCAUACUCAUCUCCUGAGUUUGCAGAUCGUGAAGUUGGUCCAGUGCUGCCUCCUUAUGAUCCCAAGAAGAAUUAUCUGUCGCCGAGGCCUCAGUUCCUUCAUUAUAGGCCUAAUCCAAGAGUUGAGAAGCAGCUGGAUGAGCUUUUCAUCUCUGAAAGCUCUUCUUCCGACACUGAACUGUCGUCAUCCGCCGAGAAACAAGAGAAGGAUGGAGAGAGUGAUGAAGAAGUUGUUUGUGAGAGCAUUGAAGAGACAAGUCGAGUUCCAAAACAGUCAGGUUUCAGACCAUUCAGGUUCCUUGGUUGGUUUCUGGCUAUGUCUAUGGGGUAUCUGUUGGUUUCAGCGACCUUUUCUGGACUUUCAAUCCUUGAAGAAUCACCUUCGUACGAGUUCAAUCUCCCAACAGCCAUCAAAGAGUUUGCAGAAGCUAACAAGUUGAGUGAAAGGCUCUGGACUUCGACAGAAUCAUCACUUGUGUGCGUGGGUAAGAUGAUCUCACGUCUAGGAGGGCGAACAGAGGAAUAUGCUCCAUUGCAAUUUCAUAACUUGACCUAUACUUUGGAAGAGGAGAAUACUGUUUUCCAGCCAACAAGAGUUGAAAUCAAUGGAGAACCAUUACAAGAGAAGGUCAGAGGUGAAAACAGUCUUGAGGAUGACUAUGAACUUGAGGAGGAAAGUGGUGGUGAGAAAAACUCAGUUGAUGAACAGACUGAGAUGUCACCAAGCACAGACAUAGAGUUGAAGGAAGGAGAAGAGAACUUGGAAGCUAUAGUGAUUGAAGAACCUGAGGUGAUUCUUACUGAAGUAAGCAAUGGUUCACAAGGUCUUGAAUCUCAAGAAAAUCUUGGAACUGGAUCAAUCAAAACGGACCAGGUUGAGAUAGAAGCUAUCUACACUAACCAGCAUGAUGUUGAAACCGCUGCCAUCAUCAAAGCGCACCAGCAAGUAGAGAGUGUCUUAGCUGAUGCUGAAAGUGGACGAGAAGAAGGUUUUAGGGAUAUCACAGCAGAGACAAGUGAUGAUGGUCUUCAACCUAAACUGCAAGAGAAUGAAGUUGUGGCUAAUGCUGCUGAAAGUGGAUCAGAAAAUGGCCUUGGGAAAAUUGCAGCAGAAACUAGUGAAGAUGUUCAUCCUGAAGCAAGAUCAUUUAAUAAGGCAAUGAUAGUAUUGUCCUCGACCGUGAUGGUUGUUCUACUCGCAGCGGUUGCUUUCUUAUUCACCAAGAAGGAAAAGCCCGGGGCUCCAUCAGCUCCUGAACCAGUGGAGUUAAACUUGGCUCAUGUGCCAGUGGAGAAUCUGGUGAAAGAAAAGCUGAAUAUCCAAGCAGAAGAAGUUGAUGACAGGAUAAGUAACAGUGUUCAUAAAAAGAGCUCAUCCCUCAGCAACAACAAAGAUCCUAAGGAACAUCAAAGCCUAGGAGGCAGCAGCAAGUUGAGGAGAGAAUCAAUGGCAUCAUCAGCAUCAGAAUACUCCGUAGGCUCUUUCUCAUACGGAAGUUUCACCACUUAUGAGAAAAUACCCAUCAAAAGUGGGGAUGGAGAGGAAGAGAUGAUAACACCUGUGAGACGUUCAAGCCGAAUCAGGAAACACCACCAACCUUCUUCUAUGCUAUUCUAGUCAUUGCACCACUCUGCUGCAAUCUUUAGUUUCAGAUGAAUUUAGAAUUAGCUUUCUUACGAGUGUUCUAAUCUCUUGAAUUGUAACCGAACUUGUUUGGAUAUGAAGUUUGCUUCCCUUGUGUCAAUCACAAUCGUUGUGUGUGGAAGAACCAAAAAAGCAUCAAGCCGAGUCAGAAACCUUCUAGGCUACAACUUCUCUCAUAUGAGUCACUAGAAGAAAAAAUCUAAAAUGGUUGUGUUAUUUAGUUAACUUGAUGGAA